CUCCGCUAGGUAACCAAAGGCGCCUGUUAAAAUAUUGAUUGCAUUACUGACUCUUCUUCUUCCUCUCCAAACUAUGACAGAUUUUGAAGCAAUGGCAGAUGAAGUAUUAUCCAUUAACAAUUCAAAAAGUAGAUCUGACAUAUUAGCCGACCUAAAAUACACAAAAAAUGCAAAUGCUACCUUAAACCGAAUCUUCGAUGGCCAAUUUUUGAUUGGGACAGACCGCGAUCCUUCAAUACAAAAACCUGAGUUGAUCAUUUUGGACUCUGAUGAAGAGGAGGCAUUGUCUCAACCGGACAGAUCAACAUGUAACUCUUCUACUUCCAAUUUACAUGGAAGUAGUGUUUCACGACUAGCCGAUGAUUGGAAUAACUCUUUUCUCUCUUCAUCGCAGCCUCCAUCUCUACCAAUGAUUGAUAUUAACGAAAUGAGAAUGGAAUCAAACGGAAGGAAAACUAAUAGUCAAUUCAAUAACGACAAAUUGAAUGAUAUAAUUCUUAAUAAUGACGAUGAUAUGAAGGAAGACAAACUAUUCGAUAUGAACUCAAUUAUACUUAGCAAAACCAACUUUGACGACAAUAACCAAAUUUCACAACGAGUACACUUAACUGACAAAUAUGUACAACAAAAGCAAAAAGAGGGCCGUAAACAAGAUAACUCUGAGAAAGAAAUAAAGGAAGAUGUAAUUGAUAAGCUUCAGCUAUCAACUCUAUCUUCCCGCCACGAUAAUACUAGGGACAACAACGACGUUGAUGAUAAGCAAACACCUCGAAGAAGCAUCUUGUUUGAAAAUUAUAAUUAUAUAUAUAAUGUUGAAUUGUCUGAUGUUGCCGCUGAUGAACGUGACCUGUCCCUUGGACACGGAGAAAAAACCAAUGAUUUGUGUUUGUUGCUGGACGAGGAUGUUGACAGAAAGACCAGCUUUAACGGUGAAAUACAGCCCACUAAAAACAAUAAAAUUGAAUAUUCAGAAUAUAAUAUAAGCAGUGACUACGAGGAUGAUGUGGAUCAUUUGCCGUCUACUACAGAUUUUUUCGAAGAAUUAAUGACACAAACGAAAAAACCCAAAAAAUCUUUUGAGGUUUUUGAAAUUGAUGAUAGUGAUGAUGAAGAUAUCGUCACCUAUGGCAACAAAAGCAGUCCAAGAGUAAGUGAUUGGAAGGGCAAAAGAAAAGCGGCAGAGGCUUUCUCUGAAAUGAACGAUGAUUAUGUUGACUAUAAUAUUUUUGACAUCGAUUCACUACAACAACGACCACGCUAUCUCAACGAUUAUAGUGACAGUAGAAGUAGUAGUGUAGAAACCACUCUAACCGCUAAAGAAAGAAAAAAAUUAGAAGUAGACGAAAAGAAACGUCUUCGAGUUGAAGCUGCUGAAGAAAAGAAGCGGCAAAAAGCGCAAUUGGCAGAAGAGAAGAAACGCAUGAAAGAACAGAAGCUACUUGAAAAGGAAAGGCAGCAGCUUCUUGAGAAGGAAAAUCGAAUACGUAGCAACCGUAGCCAAAUUCUUCAAGAGAUGAUAAUUGAUGUCCAUCCGGACUUUAAAGCUUCUAAACCUGGUGAGCUUUUAGAACGCAUAUUGCAAGCAAAAGAGGCUGAGGUAACAGUACUUGAUCCUAGCGCUAAUCAUACCAUUGGUUGGCGACGAAAAAUCACUUCGGAAUGGGAUAACGAUAGCCAGGCUUUUAUACCCAUUGCACAUACCAAGGUUGUUCGUGAGUCGUUUAUUCUUGUGUAUAUGACGGCAUUACAAUUUGUUGACCGUAUUCAACGAAAAUCUAUGGAUGCCUUUAUUGAUAAGGUAGCCGAACCAAACUAUCAAAUACUGUUAAUGGUUGAAGGCUUGAGUCAGUAUUACAAAAAGAAGCUAUUGUAUAAAAGGCGUCAAUAUGAUAAUCAAGUGAGAAACGCUUUUCGAUCUGAAGAAGAGCAACAACAACCUUUAACGUCAUCACGUCGUAAAACUAAAACAUUAAAUGAACUAAUCAUCAAUGGACCUGAGCAGAACGUAAUUGAAGAAUAUUUGAACUAUCUCAUGUUAGUACGCAAUAUUAUGCUGGUUCCUACAAAAGAUGUUGAAGAUACUGCAAACUGGAUUGAAAGUCUUACGACAGAUCUAGCUCUUGGGCGUUACAAGUCGAGAAAUAUCAAUAAUUCAUAUCGUGUCAGCAAAUGUGGUACUGACCCUCAAGAUACUUAUAUUAAGAUGUUACAAGAAAUCCAAUUGUGUACACCAGCUGUAGCGAGAAGUGUCAUCAGUGCUUACCCAUCGUUGCAAAGGCUACAUAGAGCUUAUGAGAGGACACAAGGAAGAACAGCUGGUGAAUUGAUGCUGGCGGAUUUAGAGGUUGAGAGAAGUGCAUUACAACUACGGGAUCGUACAAUUAACAGAGCCAUGUCGAGGAAGAUAUACUCAAUCUUCACUAGUAGUGAUCCAGAAGAAAUAAUCUACUAAGGAGUCUCUAUCAUACAUUAUAUAUACCACUUAGCUUAUAUUGAUACCCCUUAUACCUUGUUUGAUAAAAUCUUGCAUAUUAAAUCAUCAGCAUUGUUUUUGGGCGAAAAUGCUAGAUUCUAAGAGCAGUGUCACUUCCACACUAUUUGUGAAUCAUAUGCAUAAACAUAGAACUCAUUUCGUUUAUCAAUUUCCAACUAAAAUAAUCAUGCAACCAAC
Molecule: messenger RNA, 2671 nt
Organism: Mycotypha africana
Lineage: Eukaryota; Fungi; Mucoromycota; Mucoromycetes; Mucorales; Mycotyphaceae
Exons: 3
Coding region: 74-2452 (792 amino acids)
Biological process (GO): double-strand break repair; mitotic intra-S DNA damage checkpoint signaling; replication fork processing
Cellular component (GO): nucleus; Holliday junction resolvase complex
Molecular function (GO): DNA binding; nuclease activity
Source: RefSeq, a predicted model, not a curated record